UUACUGUAACAGUAGUUUUCCAACGAAAAAGUACUGUGGCAAUAAAAGUAGGUGUACUUUUGAUCCAAACAUUUUAUACUUUCUACUGAAAUUCUCCAAUACGUAGUUUUAUCUCAACCCACGAAGCUUUUGGCCCAACAGUAGUUUUUCUUUGUGUGUACGAGUUUUGGCAAUAUGGGUAUCAAAAUUCAUGGUUUUUGAUACUGGACAUGAAAAUUGCCAUUGCCUUUCGGUAAUGAAUCUGAUUUCCAGAAUAAAAUCGCACGUGAAGCAGAGGUACUUCCGAACAUCUUCCACUGCGGUAAAUUCAAAAAAACCCUGGUGGGAAGAUUCAUCCGCCUACGAUUGAAGACAUAUCAUCCACGAAAAUCGAGAAAAAUGAAGUUUGACAGCAGGAGUAUGUAUGUUUGAUCUUCGUUUGAGUUGACUGAUUUUGUUGUUAUCACUUUUUUAUUUCAAACGGUUUUUGCUACUGAUUAAACAUGAAUUAAAACAUUACUUGAAAUAAAACUUUCAUUUAAUUAUUUGAAACAUAAAAUUCUACCCAUUAUGACAACACUGCCAAACGCGAUGGAUGAUGCCCUGUUGUAGUUUUUUGUCUACGGUGUCGACUGAGCAUCUGUCAAAUUUCGCUGGUUCCUGAGCUGGUUUCAAAACAGUUAGCGAGUCGGCAUCUCUUCCUCUUAGCGCAACUUUAUUGAUGAUUUUAGAAGCCGUUUUUGAAUUUUGUGCAAUAACCAAAUUUAUUUUUUAGAAAAUGAGCACUUUUGACAGUGAUUGCGCCUUCAUGAAUCUGGAGGAAAUCUGCCGCAGUUGCAUGUCCAAAAAGCAGAAAAUGCGACCCCUGUUUGGUUCCAGCCUGGACUCGAUGCUGAUGACCGUGGCGAAUGUCAAGGUUUCCCCAAACGAUGGCUUCCCGGCGCAGAUGUGCGUCCAGUGCGUGCUGCAGGUCAGCCGUGCGUUCACCUUCAAACAGCAGUGCGAAAAGGCGGACGUCACCAUCCGGGAACAUUUGGCCGCCCAAAAUGCGAACCAGGAAAAGGACGAACCGGAGCCAGAGCUGCAACUCAUCACGCUGCAUCCGGACAGUCCCGGGUUGGAGUAUCGAAUCAACGGAAAUGCCGGCAACGAGUGCGUGCUGAUUCUGCGAAGUAUUAAGAUUCCUCCGGUGGAGGCGGUUCAGCAGCUGCCGGAAGUUGUUCCGGUGGAAGAGCCGAAAACUUUUAUUGUGGCGAAUGUUGAGUCGUUUUUGCAAAGCGAUGAACAACAGGUGGGUGAAGAAAUGCAGGACCAAUCGAGAGAAAUAGUCGAUGGCGGAAAGGUUAUUGAUUUUGAAGUUAAUCGAGACGAUCUAUCCUGUAAUCUGGGACAGGAAUUGCUGGAAGAUGACUGUUACGUUGAAGAAAUUGAGGAGCCUUUUGAGCAGAAUCAAAAAGACGUAAUUCUUGAAAACGAAAAAACAGUGCAACUGUCGAGCUCAGAAGAUCCAACGUCGGAUGCGCGCUUUGAGUGCAAUGUGUGCAAAAAGAAAUUCUCCAACUCCAGUAAGCUGAGGCGCCACUCGCGGACUCAUCUGCUCCACAAACCACACGUUUGCAACAUCUGCGGAAUGAGCUUCGCGGAAAGCUCGAACCUCACCAAGCACAGACGCAAGCAUACCGGCGAACUUCGCAAUGUCGUAGGGAAACCAAACCUUUGCCCUGUAUGCGGAAAACGGUUCAAGUGGACCACUUCGCUGUCGAAGCACAUGAAACACCACACGAAACGUAAGGUUUAUUGGUGUUCGUUCCCAGGCUGUGGAAAAUACUACGUCGAACAGCGUUCUCUAGACAUUCACAGUUAUUCGCACGAAGAUAAGAAACCCUUCUCCUGUCAGUACUGCAGCAAAGGAUUUACGCAAAAGUGUAAUCUAGAAAAGCACGAACGCGUCCACACCGGCGAGAAACCCUUCCGCUGCAACAUCUGCUUCAAAAGCUUCGCCCAGAGCGGUUACCUGAUCAUCCAUCAGCGAAUCCACAGCCACGAACGGCCCUACAGCUGCCAGGAGUGCGGCAAGCAGUUUGCGGCUUCCAACGCCCUAACUGUCCACCUACGGUCGCACAGUGGCGUGCGCAACUACGGCUGUGACGCGUGUGGGAAGCGAUUCUCGCGCCAGGAAACGCUCACCAUUCACACGGCUCGGAAGCACUCGGGCGGCGAGCGGCCACCGCACGGCUGUGUGCUGUGCGAGGCAAGGUUCGAGAGUGCCGAACAGCUGACGGAACACAUGAAGAGCGAGCACGGCGAUCGGUUUUACCACAUGUGUCCGAGCUGCGGGAAGGUGUACGCGUCGAUGCAGAGUUUGAAGAAUCACCAGAAGACUCACCUCAAGGAAGGCGAUGAAGGACAGAAGCUGGGUCAGGCCGUUGACGGUGAGCGAUCUCGUGAGACUGCAGAGACAAAUCUUUCCGGAAAUCAAAUACUUGAAUCUGUUAACUUUACGGAAGAGAACAUUGAUGUUAUUUACGAUUAAAAUAAAUAAAAAGUGCAGGUGGUUGUGUUACUCGUGACCAACAAGACACAGAAUAUUAAACACAGCUCCUGAACAAAACUUUAUUAUUUUAUUUAUAAAAUUUCAUUUUUAGGUCCAAGUUUGUUACAGGCAUACGUGGUGAUUAUUGCAUUCGAUCGUAAUUUUUCGACUUUUUUUAGUCCUAUAUCCAUUUUAACCAAUUUCCAUAUUUUUUAAAGAUGUUUUUUUUUAUUUUCAGGAUUUUUAUUAAAUUUGUUCUUCACUUUUUAGAGCUACUAACAUUUUUCGAUUAUCUAAAACAAAUCAAAGCUUUUUUUCAAUUUCUUCGCAAUUCGCAAUUUUCAGUGUAAGAACGGGCCUUGACCGAUCUUAUGCACCAGGUUCCCGACGAACACGCACUGCCCUUACACCUACAUCUCACCCUUGCUCUGAGUCAGUACGAGCAACACGCUAGAACACGCUUUGAGUGUUCGUGCCAGGCAUGCACACCUUCUUUUCCGGUUACGCAUUUUAACUCGG
Molecule: messenger RNA, 3031 nt
Organism: Culex pipiens pallens (northern house mosquito)
Lineage: Eukaryota; Metazoa; Arthropoda; Insecta; Diptera; Culicidae
Product: zinc finger protein 391-like
Exons: 5
Coding region: 758-2512 (584 amino acids)
Biological process (GO): regulation of transcription by RNA polymerase II
Cellular component (GO): nucleus
Molecular function (GO): RNA polymerase II cis-regulatory region sequence-specific DNA binding; zinc ion binding; DNA-binding transcription factor activity, RNA polymerase II-specific
Source: RefSeq, a predicted model, not a curated record